ACAAGCGACAAGGUAUACAUAGGCAUGUUGGGUAUGUGCUAGGCGAGCGCUGCCAGAUAGAAGUUACCUUUGCUCUGGCCUGGACGAUGCACGGUGGUCGUCUGGUUUAGCAAAUUUUCUCAACUUUUCAAGUGUGUGUGUGCAGGAUUUUUUCACAAAGGCAUACAAUUUGAAGAAUUAAAUAAAUUAACUAAACAAAUUGUCUUUCAAUUUACCAACGAUUGGUGGAUAUUCAUGAAAAAUUGUAUUUUUAAUGUUUUUAAACAAAUUUUGUAAACGUGAACUGCAGUGGUUAAGCCUGAAAAAAAAAUAUUUUUUGGAGCAAAACAAAAGUGAAUUGGUUAUGUAAAAGCCACUAAAAAUAUAUUAUUGCAAUUAAUCGCAACGGUGUGAGCUCAUGGUUUGAAGCAACUUUUUGUCACUUGUGUUUGUGUGGACCCGAAUUUCGUAAAAAAAAAAAAUUAAAAUUAACAAAUAAAAAGGAAUAAGUUUAUAUUACUUUGUUAAAAAUUCAAUAUAUCGUAUAAAAAGAGGAAAUAAAUAGCAAAUUGUCAACUCGCUAUAAUCCUCAAGACAGUGGCGUCGAACGAGGGUACCCAUAAUACCGCUGCAGGCAGUGCAGCUGAUGGUGGUGCUGGCACAAGUGGUGAAUCGGCCGCACUGUUCUCCAAACUGCGAAGCUUCUCCAUCGGUAGUGGCCCGAACUCGCCACAGCGCGUAGUCUCGAACUUACGCGGUUAUCUAUCGCAUCGCCUCAGUAAUAUCACACCGAGCGAUACAGGUUGUCCAGACGUUUGCCAACGAUCCUACUAAAAUGCAAAAAUAUGCCAUACAACAAAUGUAGAGUGGAGAGGGAAAAGCUAAUGUACGACAAGCCACAAGCAGACGCCACAAAACCGAAGUUUAACGAAAGCAACGCUAAGCCAACACACACACAUACUCACACACAACACUAAAGAAACGAACACAAUGUGCCUGUUAGUAACAACAACAAGAAGAACUAAAACAACAAAAUUUAGUAAAAUCACAACCAGCGGAGAAAGCGAGGGAGAGCAUAUUACCAACUAACGUAAAAGUUUUUACGUUCCAAACCAACACGAGAAGUAGAGAAGUAAACCCACAAAAGUUGCGAAGCAUACAAAAAAGGGGAAAUGCAACAAAAAUGAAAUUAAAAGUUCCGAAACUAACUGAAAACGUUUGGACUAAUAAUAAGACAACAAGAAAGUACAGCAUAGUGUUUAAAAAGGGAUAGUAAGAGCGUAAAGGAGCCAAGCCAAGCUAAGGACACAACAUAACAAAUUAAAGUGCGAACCUACGAGCUACGCCGUAUUAAGUACAAAACUUUAGCAAUAAAAAGAAUAUUUAAACAUUUAAAAAUCUUUAACGUAAGUCUACAAAAAUGGCCGGUUCAUUUCAAAUACCGCUGCUAAAUCUCGAGCUGCGGGAGGUCAAAGAAAUUGUUUGGGAGAAAAUUCAAGAGCCCGUUAACCAACGUCGUCUCAUCUUAGUGAUAGUCUCGAUAGCGCUGCUUUUGGACAACAUGCUGUACAUGGUUAUCGUACCGAUUAUACCGGAUUAUUUGCGUGAGAUCGGUAGCUUCGAUGAUGACACACCAACGCCGCCGCCAUUGCGCGAUAAUCGCACCGGUCUAAUAAUACCCGUACACCACGACCAUCAUGGACAAGACUCUGCCACCGGCAUACUAUUCGCAUCGAAGGCCAUUGUACAAUUGAUGGUGAACCCCUUCUCCGGUGGUCUCAUCGAUCGCAUUGGCUACGACUUACCCAUGAUGAUCGGUCUGACCAUUAUGUUCUUCUCAACAGCGAUGUUCGCUUGUGGCCGCAGUUACAGUUUACUUUUCUUCGCGCGUUCUCUACAAGGUGCGGGAUCGGCUUUUGCCGACACAUCGGGCUUAGCCAUGAUAGCUGAUCGCUUUACCGAGGAAAAUGAACGUUCACAAGCAUUGGGUAUUGCUUUGGCAUUCAUCAGUUUCGGUUGUUUGGUUGCGCCACCUUUCGGCGGCGCACUCUAUCAGUUCGCCGGCAAGGAAGUGCCCUUUCUUAUUUUGGCGUUAGUGUGUCUCUUGGAUGGGCUUAUGUUAUUGCUGGUAAUGAAACCGCUUAAAGAUCAAAUAAGACAAAGCAAAGAGGUGCAACAACAAUCGAUUCCUAUAUGGCGCUUGCUAAUGGAUCCAUACAUUGCGGUCUGUGCCGGUGCAUUGACGAUGUCGAAUGUGGCAUUGGCUUUUCUAGAACCCACCAUAUCGCUGUGGAUGGAAGAUAAUCUAACAACAGAGAAUUGGAAAAUUGGUAUGGUGUGGCUGCCCGCCUUCUUUCCACACGUGCUGGGUGUAGUCAUCACUGUGAAAAUGGCGAGAAAAUAUCCACAUCAUCAAUGGCUUAUGGCCGCCGUAGGUUUAGCACUUGAAGGUUUCUCCUGCUUCAUAAUACCGUUCUCCAGCUCCUACCAAAUGCUAAUGUUACCCAUUUGUAUUAUUUGCUUCGGCAUCGCACUCAUCGAUACUGCACUCCUACCUACGCUGGGCUACCUGGUGGACGUGCGCUAUGUAUCCGUGUACGGCAGCAUAUAUGCUAUUGCCGAUAUUUCAUAUUCGAUCGCAUACGCAGUCGGUCCCAUCAUUGCGGGCGGUGUAGUAGAGGCGAUCGGUUUUACAGCGCUGAACUUCAUCAUUGCCUUCUCCAAUCUGCUGUAUGUACCCGUGCUACGUAAACUGCGUAACAUCUACGAUUUUAAACCGUUCGAAAAUGAAGCCAACAUUCUUAUGCAAGAUCCACCAAACAAAGAAUAUCAAACUUAUGUAAUGCACGAUCAGAAACCUAUCGAUGGUGAUUUCAAAAAUCAUCUCGAGUAUGGUCAACAAUAUCAGCAGGAGCAGGAAUCCAAUGUGGACGAUACAAACUAUGAGUAUCAACAACAAGAUGGUUACCAGCAAGCUGGCGGAGUUGGCGGUGGGGCUUAUCAGCAAAAUCAGGGUUAUCAACAGCAAUAUCAACCUGGCUAUCAGGAGCAGGGCGGUAAUUAUCAGCAAGAAACGCGACAUCUUCCACAACAACGCGUCGCAAAUCCGUUCCAGCAUCAGCAGCAACAACAGCAAAUUAACGAUGGUGUCGGCGGGAGUAGAGGCCCUGCUGGUCCAGCGAAUCCAUUUAGACAAGGAUUUUAAAAUGUUGUCUUAUACAAAGUUAGCGGUAAUCUAUGUUUGUUUUUAUAUCUUUGAUCGCAUAGUUUAUGUGUUCCGUUGAUUUUUCAAUAACAUAAUAUGUACUUUGUUGUUGUGGCUAAUAGUAAUACUAUAAUACCUAUAUAUACAUAUAUCUAUACAAAUAAUGCAAAUAGGUGAGAAGUUACAUGAAAAAUUAAUAAAUAAAAGCGAUCAUAUAAUUAUCAUAGCAAGUGAAGUGUACACUAUAACCGCAUGACUAGGCAUACCAUAGAUACUCGUACAUGAUGUUGCACCUAAAAUAUCGCAUACAUACAUAUACUCAUAUAUACGCCUGUAUGUAGAUAUACUAUAUAAAGAGUUAGAUAACAGAAUCUCAAAAGUAGCUAAGAAUUUCCAAUGCAAACAGCACUUUUGUAUUAUACACUGAAAAUAGUUAUAUAUUAUCAUAUAGGUAUUGAUAACUCUAGUUGAGUUAAAGAUCAUUUAAAAUAGCAAUAACAAUGUACGCAUCAAUAUGUAUAGUCUAUGUCGUGUACAGUAUAGCAUAUAAAAGGAGCGCUUUGGAACGGUUAUUGUGUACGAAUAUUGCUAUUUAGUAAAAAUUCUCAAGCACAAAUUAUUAUUUUAGCAUUAAAAAAUUUAUAGUUUUGUUUAUUAUUUAACAAAAAUAGGUUUAUUUAACGCAAACGCAUCGGCUAGAUGGUUAUAGAACUAGCCAAGAAUCACUUCCGACUGGAAUGAGCCAUACCUAUGUAUGACAGUUCACAAAAAUACAUACUGAAACCGUAAAUAAUUUUUGGUAGGCGAUACAUGACUGAAGUUUAGACACAGCAUUGAUUUACUCAUUAUAAAAUAAAAUAGAGAACACUGAUUGGUUCUAACAGGCCAAAAGUUAAAAAAACAAGUUGGGAAAAUCUGAUUUAAUUGCCCUUAUAAACACAAUUUUUUACGUUUGAAACGAAAGAAAAAAUAUAUUCUUAUAAUUAUUUAAUUUUUACUCGAAUAGGAAUAAUAUUUGUUAAAAAGUGUAUCAUCAAACUUUUUCUAUGGCGGGUUAAGACAUUUUUCGUAAAAUUUUCCAGAUAUUCGCUUCUUUUCUUUAAGAUACACUUAGGCUUGGCUAGGUUAGGUUAGAUGGCUGAUCCCCUAAGAUGGUGAGGGAUCACAGAAACAGACUUUUGUGAAUACAGAUAAGAACUCUUGUAGUUGAAUAUUAACUCUCGACUAAGUGUCUUCAACUUAUCACAAAUCUGAUUUCCGCUAUUCCAUCUGGAUGUCGCAAAGCGUGAGAUGCAAGGUAUUUUAGGCUUCAUCUGGCAAAGACGGGAUAUUCCAGAAGAAAGUGUUGAGACGAUUCGAUCUUAUCCUCUUCCACGCAACUUACACACCUGGAAUUCGAUAUAUUUUUCAAUUUUACCGCAUGAAACCCGAUCGGGCAGUUUCCAGUUAGAACUCAUACAACUACUGAAAAGUGAACUUUACAAAGGGUGAAGAGCACACUGGUAUCUGACCAUCGCUUGCGCAGCUCGCCCGAAGUCCAAUCAUCUAGUAGUGAACUGCAAGAAGCCAGUGCAGCUCCUACCCGUUCCCAUUCUACAGCUAUUGAGACAAAACUGCAAGCUGGGCAGCAACCUAAAUCAGCCUGCUCACAAAGUAACUCAAUACCAGAGAUCGUGCAGACACAUAUCUUCACUAGUAUCGAGCGUAUAGUCAGGGAGUUCAAUAAUCAAGAGACACUAAGUUUAUGUUUCCUUUCUUUCAUGGUAAUAUGGUAUUCUUCCAUGUCGCCUCUUUUAAUUAUAACCAUACAUACUGAAAAUACUUAGAGGUAUUAAAUGUUACGUGAUCUUGCUGAAAAUGGUCGUGUUCACCUUUAAAAAGUCUAAUUCAAGCCAAUAGAAUUAUUGUGGAUAUAAAAUGGAAACACGGUAACAUUUGUUUCCACUUUUCGUUUCCUAUAAAAUUUAAAUAUACUUUCAGGUGAAAAAGUUUAAAAUCACUUAACGUGAGGUAUUCAAUACAUAAUUUUAAUGCAGAAACAUAUCAUUAUGAUAAACCUGAAGCCGUGCAAAUAUGAUAUAUACAUAUAAUAAGCGCUUACCAAGUUUUACUGCGUGUUGACGUAAGUUAUGAAUACAAUUCGCAAUUUAUUUACUUAUUAAUUAUUGCUAUUUUAUUUUGUGAAAACUUCAGUCAUUUCAGCCGAAAUACCAAUACGAAGUAUAUUAGUUAAAGUUUUAAAGAAAAUAAACAUUUUGGUUUGUAAAUUAGAUGGAAAAGUAUAUAAACAAUGAAGCUAGCAAAACCAAAGAUUACCAGUUAGACAUACUAUAGUGACAAAGAGUAGAACGAAAAUGAAAUCGGAAGUUACGAGUAACAAAAAUUAGCAUGUAUUUAUGUAAGUGUGGCAAACUGGCGAUUCGGUGCUGCUCUAGCAACACUAUCCACAUGGCAUCAAUAUCGCUUACAUAUCAAAAGUUGCACAAAAAUCUUUCGGGUGUCGUUGUGAAGUGACGCUGGCGCACCGAAUCGCUCGUUCGUCUUUCUAGAUUUAAUAAAACAAAUACAAAAACAAAAAAAUCCUCAGUUCAAUUAUGUGUUUAGUUUAAGUUUGACGCCACAAGCCGACAUUGCACGUGGCCGACAUCGCACAUGUCUACAUAUCAAUUAAAAAAGUUGACGUGUCGCCGAUUGAGUACACACAGUCGGUGUGGCAGAUAACGAUUCUUAAACAUAAGACACAACCAAGGUAACGAUACAUAUCAGAGUCGCAUGGCUCGCCUGUUAAAAUUACCACAGUGAUAUUAAUUAUUGCUAUUUAGCCUGUAAUAUACAUACAUUUAUAAAAACAUAUACUUAUAUUAUAUUAUAGAUAUCUAUACAUAACUAUACAUACUUAUAUAAAUAUGAAUAUAAUUAUAUAACUUUACUCGUGUGUAGUUUAUAUCUCUUUGAAAUUAAGCGAUUAUGAAACUAUAGCUUACUCAAUGAAUAUCUACACAAGCAUAAAUAUUUUUAUUGCAAUUAUGCGUUAAACACUGCAGUAUAUAUUUACUUAUAUGAUGCAUAUACUGGAUUUAUGUAAGUGCGAAUUAUCAUAUACAUAUGUUACAUAUACGAGUAUGUAACGACUUACACCGUUAUAUACACAUGAAUAAUGUUAUCUUUUCGAUAGUGUUUAUAAUCAGGAAUAAAUAACUGUAAAAGUUCUCUUCAAUUUUUAUAUUUAAAGUGUGUGAGUAAAUAUUAGUUACUUAUAUGUACUCAUUAGUAUGUAAUUAUGCAUAUAUAAUAUAUAUUUAUAAAUGUAUGCGCAUGAAGUGAUUGUCGAGAGAUAUAGUUUAUGAGAACAGCGUAAAAUAUAGUUUAAUUUAUUUUUAAUCAAAAUUUAAAAAAAUGUAUUUGUUAUCUAAACACACGAACAUUUUUUUGCUCCUUAUCGGGAAUUUCUCUUCCUCUCUCGCCUAUUGCAUUUACACGGGCACUCGGGUCAGGCAACUCAAGUCGGAAAAUGUCUGCUUUUUCUUUUCAUAUCAGAUUCUCAAAACCCCUCAUUUUAUUUAAUACAAAAAUUAAAAAUUUACAUUUACAGAAUAUAAUGCACAUUAAUUUUGGUGAAUCAUUUUGAAAAAUUUUUAUUUCCUUGAUCCCGUAGCGGAUCUCUAGGAGAAAAAAAGAUGUCUGACGGUGAGAAAUAUUUUUCUGCUUAAAAUUAUCCCAAGUCUAAAAUCCAAAAAAAUAUAUUAUUACGAUAGGUAAAUACGGGUAAUGAUCGAAGGACUAGUCAAAAUAUUUAUUUUUGACAAAAUAGCGGUGUCGCAAAAAGAAAAGUAGUUUUUUUUGAAGGCUUAACAAAUCAAACUCGUUUUAAUUCGAUCAAUACUCGGAAAAUAUAUCUAGGAAGGUCGUGUGAAAAUUUUAAGUCAGUCAGUCUACCUGUUUCGGAGAAAUUUCCUCACCGACUUUGAGUGUUUGGAGAGAAACGUGUUUAAAGUUAGCCGAGUUUACUUAAGUCAAAAAUUCUUACAAAAAAGCUCAUAUCUUCGAAAUUAUAUUGUAUUUGCCGGAUUAACUUGAAAUCUUCGAAAUUUAUGCAUUACAUACAUUCGAUAUACAAUAUGUGUAAACAACAAAAAAUAAUUUUUUUUGAAAUUCACGAGUGGAUAUAACCCCUUAAACGUCGCAUAAACAUAUUUUUAAUUAGCUAAUUUUUAUAAUUAUUCACAAUGUUCUAAAAUAUUUCUUUUAAAUUUUGCAUAUUUGUGUACAUAUUUGCAUUUUAUAUGCAUAAAAUAUAUGAUAAAAUUAUAUAUUUUCGAACAAUUCAAUUUUCACAAUUGCACCAAUGAAAAAAGUUUCUAAAUGAAAACGAAAGCCGAAUAGCAUAGCAGCGAACUGUUACGAAAAAUAACACAAAGCGUGUUGCUUGAGCACACGAGACUCCUUCGGUUUUUUCGCCCAACUACUAGUUUGAAAAAUAAGAAUUUUCGUGUGUGAACACAGUCUUAGUGAAAAGUUUCUAAUAAUGCCUUUUAUACGGUUACAUAACAUAAAUAUGUACGUAGAACGGUUUUAACAACCUAAACAAGUGACUUUGAUUUGAUCAGAGACAAAAUAAGUGUUAUUUUUAAUUUUCUUGAGUUCAAUUAAUCUUGAAGAAACAUUUGUUGCAAAAUCAUUAUUAAACCCCUGUUAAUUUUCGUGUCAAAGUUUUUGUUAGAAAAUGUUACUUUUAUUUAAAAGGUGUAUUUCUACAAUUUUUAAUAUAAUUUUAUGUAUGAUAUACUAUUUUUAAAAAAAAUUUUACAAAAAUUACAAAAUAAACUGUUCUACAGCCUUUUCGAUCAAUUUCAUGCACAAAAAAAAACUGUAAAAUUAGAUUUAAAAAAAAAGUAUAUAAGAAAUAUAGAAGAAAAUUUAAAAGUAAUAUUAAUAAAUUCUAUAUGUACAUAAACAAAAAAUAUGACGAUUUCAUAUUUACAUACCUACCAAUCAAUUAUUAUUUGCUUGACUUUAUGUACUGCACAAAAAAUGCUGUGAAUAUUUUAUAGCAGCAGGCAUAAACGUCGAUGAAAUUAGCAGGUGUACCUUAAAUGUGAAUUAAUUAAUGUUAAAUAGCUACAUAAUGUACAUGUACUAGAUAUACUGUACUACAUACACGCAUGUGUCACCGAAAUACAUGUAAGAACAGUUAAUAAUAUUAUAGAUAUUUGUACGCGAGCAUAAGUGGUUUAUGUAGUUAAAAACCGUUUCGUCAGCACUUUGGCAAAAAUUACUCAAAAAUUCCCGUUCUAUACCUAUGCAAAACAAAUACAACCUAUACAUAACCCAAGCGAGUGUAUACACACGCAAAAUGCUUUACAAAUAGUUAUACAAACAAAUAUAUAUCUAUAAUGGCUAUUAAAAAGAUUUUUUUAUUACACAAACAUAUAUUGUAUUAUGACGUCUAGGUGUCAAUUUAAGGCAAUUUGUCAAUAUUUUAUAGAAUCUGCCUAUUUAAUUGUAUAAUAUCAAUAUCUUUACCCCUGCCCAUAUAUUUCCGAAGAUACAUAUAUAAAUAUAUACAUAUAUACUGAUAAUUGGUUGAAUUUUAAAUUACAAAAUGCUAAAUGAACUACAAAAAAUGAUAUACAUAAAUACUUACAUAUGUAUGAGUAUGCAUUGCGACGAAGCAAAAUGUUAAAACCGUAAACAUAUCAGAUAAUACGGCCAUUUAAACAAUUUUAGCGCUAUAUACAACACGUACAUACCAUAUAUACACAUAAAUAUAUAAAUCCAUGUAUUGCAAGUAAUAAGCUAAGUAAAUACAUAGAAAUUUAGGUAUUCAGAGACGCAUGUAACAACAUUGACAUAUGUACAUAUGCAAGAAAAAAUGCUAAAAAUACAUACAUACAUAGAUUAUACAUAUAUUACGGUAAAUAUAAUAAUGUAUAGUGCAUACAUUACAUAACCAUAAUUAGUUUUCUGUUAAAUUUCUAAGUAUAAUAUUAUAUGUUUUGUUUGUUACGAAAAUUAACUAAUGAAAACGGAAAUUGCCUUUAAGUAGAAAUAUAUUUUUAAUUAUUUUACUAAUUGUGAAUUCAAUAAAUUAUUUAUUUACUCAGUUUUGUUGCAUCAGGAACAAAAUAUAAUGUUAGAUCGACAAGCAAUAGUGAUUAGGCUUGGUUUGUUUUUCUAACUAGUCCAUAUUACAGAUAAAGUCAAGAAGGUAUACGCACAUUUACACAUAGCUCAGCACAUCUCUAAGAAGUAAGUAAUGAGAGAGUACCGCGUAAGGUGCUGAAAAAUGCCUCCAAUGCAACACCCCAAACGAUUUCUAUAUCUAAAUCCACAAAGAUUAUUAAGAUUAGCGACUAGAAACUGUUGCAAAGCAUAUAAGCAUUCUCAGCUAUAAUAAAAAUAUUUUUAGGAUAUGCUAGUACUUUCAAGUACCUUGUGGUUCAACAUUUUUUCCUGCUCGCUUACAAAACCACGGAGCAAUGUAGAAAGUAGGUGUAUGAAUGAAGUAGUUGUUUUUAAAAUAAAAUUUUUACAUAUCCUGAUCAUUCGAAUGGUUACCUCAUAGCUAGCGAGUUCAGUAUUAAUUUUCAAACAAGGUGAAAUAAUGUCCAACAUUUCAGUAAAAAAAAUGUCUGCAAUCUCAUCAAUUACUUAUAACUCUGCUUUACCAUUAGCAUGAAUCACAAAUAGUCAGCUGCCUAGAAAUGAUUACGAUUGUUAGACAGAUAUACAAGUACAAGUAUAGCAGUUUCAUAUAUUUUAGUCUAAAACAGAUAUAUACAUAGCAAACUGUUUGAACAAAAAUCUUAGUAAAAAUUUUACUUUGGGUUUGUUCACACCCACCUUGUUCUUAUUGAAAAUUUAGGAUACGCCGACAGAACUAGGCACACUUUCUGCAUCAACUUGUAUGCUUUUUAACUAGUUCGCUCCUAGUCGAUCAAGACAUUCUACUUGUGGUGGUAGUUUCAAUUCAUAAACUUUAUACAUUUUUGGUAGUGAGAAAGUUUGGGGAAAGCUAUUUGGAAUAAGUUAUAGAUUUUCGAUACUGGACACUGAAAGGCGUAUAUAGAGUUAGUAUAGUCAGAUGGUUAGAUUGGAGCAAUUAGUCGGCAUACAACUAGAAUGCUGGCUGCUGAAUGAUUAUUGUUGUUAAAUAUUUUUUAGUAUAAUUUUAUUUAUCUACACUUAUUGUACAAAUUAAGAACACAAACAACCUACUAUCAUGUAUACAUACAUACAUAUACAUAUGUUACCUACAUAUGUAUAUCAUACACAUUUAAGUAGAAUAUAUUUACAUGCAAAUAUAUGAAAAAUGUAAAAGACUACAAAAACAAAAACAAAUCAUGACAAAAUCUCCCAUCAAAAUGUAUCAAUUAACAAAAGAACAGAAAAAAAGAAAACAAACCGUUGAAGUGAAUAAUGUAAACACAUGCAAUUAUAUACAUAUUUAUGUAUAUUCCAAGUUUUUACAUAAUAUGGAAAAAUUUAGAAGUCAAUAUGUGAAAAAUAGUUCUAUCAAAUUAAUUAAAAAAAAAAAAUAGGUCAAAAUUAUAUCCGUAUUUAUUAUAAAAUAUAUUAUAAAAUUAUUGUAAUAUGAUUAAUAAAAUGGAUUUUUAAAGCAGAUAGAAAAAACCUUAAAUUUAAGCCGACUUUGUGUUGGAUGUUCAUAAAUUUUAUAAAAAUAAGUGUAAAUAUGAUAGUGUAAGAAAAACUUAGGCACACCAUCAACUAAAAGAAAUUAAAAAUAUCAUAAAUAAUAUUAAUGAGGCAUAAAUAAUAUACUCGUAUAUGAAUACAUUUAACACAUACUCACAUUUAAAAGCAAUAUUUUGUAUGUAAGGUAAUAUGAAUUUAUCAGUAAAUUAUUCCAAAAUAUUUUAUUUAUAUAGCAAACGAUCGUUCAAAGUACUUAACCUAAACAUUCUAAUGAUGCAUUCAUACCUAGCAGAUAUUUUUAUUUUUUUAGCAGCACAAUUUUAACAAAAACUACUAUUUUAACUUCAAUAUUUUUUAAGACUUUUGGAUAAAUGAUUAUUUUUUAGCUAAACCAAUUUUGCUUCGCCACUUCUCUAUUCGCUAUGUUUGAACUCUCUUCUUUUGUCAAAAAAUUUACAUUCGAACACGACAACAUAGUUAUACCUAUAAUGGAAUUUAUUAGAAGAGAGAAUAUGUUUCAUUUAAGUAGUAUUACCGCAUGCUAUUUUAUUCAAAUGCUAAUUGGGUUAACACACUAGUUGUUUUUUCAAUUCCCAAACAGAUAGCAUGGAGAUAUACUACUUAUACUACUGUAAAGAGUCAAAUUUAAAUGUAAUGAGAACGGAGCUCCAAAAUAGCGAACUGAGAUAUGGCGAAUUUUUUUUUAUCUUUACAGGGUAUGUUUCCUUUAAGAUUUGUUAAGUAUAAUAACGGCAAUAUGUUGUAAAAGAUGAAUAUAACUUCUUGGAAUCUUUCUUAUAGUACUGAGAUGAAAUUAACUCUCUACUUUCAAAUAAACUGUUCAGUAUAAAUCGGUUGUCCACGGUAACUUAGUGGACUUAACCUAUUUAAAAACAUUGCGAAAAAUAUUUAAUAAGAGGAAAACAGUUGCAUGCAUACAGUUUAAAAUAGUUUUUCCAACAAUUUUUUUAUUUCGCCCACAAGUUCUUAGAUCUUUAAUAGAUUGCAUAACCAGUAUACUUGUAUUACAAAUCUCAGAGCUUAAAGUGAUAUGAAAUAUCAUUUAUACUCACAAAAGAGUAAACCAUUUUCAUACUCGCCCAUAACAGAUGCAUAUGUUAUAUGUGGUUUUUAUAUAAUAUUUCGCCAAAAAAUAUCAAAAAGUAUAAUGAAAUAAAAAUUCUUCCACAACAAAAAUUGUCGACAGUUCUGCAAAGGUAAUGCAUAUGAAUAUAUCAACGAAUAUCAGCAGAAAAAAUAUAAAUAUUUAGCAUAUGUACAUAUGUACAUUCAUACUACAUACCAGAAAGGUCCUAAACACAACCAACGCCCUUCACUUACAUACCAUAUAUGAUGUUAACAAAUAAAAUUAAAAAUAAAAAAGACAAAUUAUAGAAAAUCAUAUAAAUAAUUGUAAUUAACCAGUUUUAGCCUAAGUAUAUAAUGUAAAUUAAGGAAAUACAACUUAUCUUAGCAAAUGUGCCGGCAAAGUGUAAUAUUGAAAAGUAAAUGUUUUAAAAAUAUUUAAAAUAAAAACUAAAAAUUAAUGACAUCAUGCAAAAAGAAGAGAUUUAAUAGCAAACAACACUAAUAUUGAGUUAGUAGCAAAUGCGUAACAUAAAAAAAUAUUAUAAUUAACAGUACGUAAACACGUAAAUAAAUUUGAAAUUAGAAUAAUUUAGUGCAGGUCAUAUUCUUUCUGCUUUUCCCCUCCUAAGCAUUAGUCGUAUUUGGAGGUUGAUACUCAAACAUAUGGGUACUCAUAACGGAAGCUAAGAAUGGCAGGGAUAUUGAUCCAAUGCUCAGAACGGUUGGUGGUAAUGGAAGCCGGUGCUUACAUGUUGAUUUAAAAAAGUAUUUUAUUUGAACUUAGACAAAGUACAUAAAUUUUAUUUAUGAAAAAUACAAAUAUUCAAACUUACAUGUCACGAGAUUCAAACUGAAUGCAUCUUUUAGAAUAUUAUACGCUUGGUAUAUUGGGUUAACUCGCUACCACCUUUACUCUAUUUAUGAAAAUGAUUUUGCAAAACCUCCUUUACCGAGAAGUUUACAACGUAAUCUAUUUGAAAUCUCUCUGUGCAUCACUGUUUUAGUGGAAAGUUUUCAUGCUACCUUUGGUAAAACCAAGUAAAAUAUUUUUAAAUUUCAGAGAUAUUAAUUUUGAUUUGAGGAGAGCGUCAACAAAAAAUAAAUUUCUGUUUUAAUAGUGUUUUAAACAAUUUACUGUUUUAAAUAUUGUGUUAACGAUAUAUAAUAUAUAAACUGUUAACUUGUAAGUAUCGAAUUGUAACGGUAAACUUUUAAUCAGUCGUUGUUUAAAAAAGUGUGUGUGUUCUUUUGCUAUGCAAUUCGGUAAAAUGAAAAAUAAAUCACUUUUAUUUUAGUAUUAAAUGCAGUCGCAUGGUAUUCAUGAAUUUAUUUACGCUUUUUAUACUAUAGAACAAAGAAAUAUCCGAAUAGGCAUACUAUAUAACCCAAAAAUAUAAAUUUUGGAAAAAAGUAAAAGUUGUAUUUACCUUCAAGAUUUUAAUAACUAAUUGCGUUGUCUUUGCUGUUGAUCAAUACAUUCCGAAAACUAUUAAAAAAUUAAUAGAUCAUCUUAUGGAAAACAAAAUAUUGCUAUUUGUUCGAACUAUAUACAUAGAUUAUAUUGACUUUAAAUUUCCAGUUAAAAAUUCAUAACCUGUGUAUAUUCUAUACGAUUUUAUAUUUUCAAUAAAUUACACUAGUUAAAUUAAAACGAAUAUUAAAUCAAGUAUAUAUAAAUAAUAAAAUAAAUAUAAAUCAUAAAGUAAAAUAUAAGUAUUUGAACUUAAGUGUUGAUGUGUUUGUAAUUUAUUGCGCAAAAACUAUGAAAAAUUAAUUACAUUUACUUAAUUUGUUGUAAAUUAAAAACUAAAUACAUAAGAUAACAGUUGUAUUGCAAUUUUCGAUUAAAACAAAUAAUAUAGAAAAUGUUAUAAUUAUGCACAUUUGCAAAAGCGUAAAAAUAAGAUCGAACUUGCAAUCGAAAAUCUUAAUCAUACACCAUUUAAAGUUAUCACUACAAUUUAAAUCAUGAUUAUAUGAUUAAUUACAAUACAUGCGCGUAUGUGUAUGUGUGAACAUGAACGAAUUAACCGUAAUUGUAUCAAGCUGUAAUUAAUGUACCAUACACUGCAAACAAUAAAUCAUGGAAAUAGUAUAAAUAUCUCAUAAAUAUUUGCAUACAAAAGGUCCCUAACGGGCCAUACAAAAACACUUUUAAUUUAACAAUUCACUAUAAUUUAAUAACGGCAUUUAAGUAUUUGGAAACAAUCAAAUACUUAUGCAUACAAAAUCAUAAGCAACACUUACAUAUGAUAACUGAAUUAUUAUAAUUAAAUAUUAUUAUAUAAUCCAUAUUUAAUAUAAUGCAAAUGUUAAAGUGCAACAAUGUUCAAUAAGAAGUUCUGUAACGAAUGGCAGGCUUUCCAACUAUUAAAAAAUACAAAAGCAAAAUCAUGGAAUAAAUCAUAUAGAAUAUGCCCACAGAUACGAUGGAUUAUAAACUCUGUAAUUAUAUGAUAUCGUAAAAAGCAGCUGCAACAAAUGGAGUAAACAUACUAUUAAAAUAUAAUUGUUAAUCAAAAACAAAAAAAAAUGCCAGUGUUUUUUAUUUGAUACCAAAAAUACCCAAUACAGUUGCAGCAACAUUAAUAUGAUAAAGCGUAAUAGACUUAACCAAAUAAUAGCCGUCAUCGAUUCGCUAUUUUUCUGUUCGUUAACCUUGAGCGCUGCGCUUUAGCAAAUAUAAGUUACGUACAAAGCAAUAACAAAAUUAACGAGUUGAAUUUGAUUAAGGGAAAAUACGGAUAUCCCAAUAAAGUGGUAUAACUCAUUAAAGUUUUUAACAAGUUUUAUUUUACAG
Messenger RNA from Bactrocera oleae (olive fruit fly), 14729 nucleotides. It is a transcript of the gene VAChT, whose product is annotated as Vesicular acetylcholine transporter. Gene Ontology annotation, molecular function: acetylcholine transmembrane transporter activity; xenobiotic transmembrane transporter activity. Gene Ontology annotation, cellular component: membrane; AP-1 adaptor complex; terminal bouton. NCBI's taxonomy places the organism in Eukaryota, Metazoa, Arthropoda, Insecta, Diptera, Tephritidae. The record is from RefSeq and is a predicted model, not a curated record. Gene Ontology annotation, biological process: xenobiotic transport; transmembrane transport; chemical synaptic transmission.